AUGGUUAAAAUACUUAUAGGCUGUACUGGGAGUGUCGCUACAAUUAAAUUACCUUUGUUAGUGAAACAUUUAGUAGAUGAAGAUGUAGCUGAUGACAAAAACAUAAAAGUUUGCGUAACAAAUCCCGCUAAGCAUUUUUUGAACAAGGAAGAUGUUGAUAAAUUGAAUGUCUACACAGAUUCCGAUGAGUGGCAAGCUUGGUCGAAAAGGGGAGAUCCGGUUUUACACAUUGAACUCUCAAAAUGGGCUGAUGUUUUGUUAAUUGCCCCGUUGGAUGCCAACACUUUGGCAAAAAUUAGUAACGGAAUCUGUGAUAAUCUUCUUACUUGCGUUGUUCGAGCUUGGGACGUGUCAAAGCCUUUAAUUUUUUGUCCAGCGAUGAAUACGAAAAUGUUUCAACAUCCUCUAACAUCUCAACAAAUUAAUAAUCUUAAAUCGUUUGGAUACCAUGAAAUUCCUGUCAUUACAAAGGAGCUUAUGUGUGGAGACAAGGGUCCCGGUGCUAUGGCUGAAGUAGGUACAAUCGUAGAAUUUGUUAAAAAAAUUGUUGAAAAUAAAUUAUAG
Messenger RNA from Phyllotreta striolata, 564 nucleotides. The record is from the annotation of a GenBank genome assembly. NCBI's taxonomy places the organism in Eukaryota, Metazoa, Arthropoda, Insecta, Coleoptera, Chrysomelidae.